Messenger RNA from Myotis brandtii (Brandt's bat), 1076 nucleotides. RefSeq names its product aldehyde oxidase 4-like. Gene Ontology annotation, molecular function: iron ion binding; oxidoreductase activity. The annotation marks the transcript as partial. The transcript has 9 exons. NCBI's taxonomy places the organism in Eukaryota, Metazoa, Chordata, Mammalia, Chiroptera, Vespertilionidae. The record is from RefSeq and is a predicted model, not a curated record.
GCCGCCGCUCUCGUCCACAUCUACACCGAUGGCUCUGUCUUGGUGGCUCAUGGUGGCUGUGAAAUUGGACAAGGCCUUUACACCAAAAUGAUCCAGGUGGCUAGCCGGGAACUGAACAUCCCUGUCUCCUAUAUCCACCUGUCGGAAACAAGCACAGUCACCGUGCCCAAUGCCUCCAUCACAGCAGCGUCCAUGGGGACAGACAUCAACGGGAGAGCGGUGCAGAAUGCUUGCCAAAUUCUUAUGGCCCGUCUCCAGCCAGUCAUCAGGAAAAACCCCAAAGGAAGCUGGGAGGACUGGAUUGCAAAAGCCUACGAAGAAUCCAUCAGCCUGUCCACCACGGGAUAUUUCAGAGACUACCAGACCUAUAUGGACUGGGAGAAGGAGGAAGGGGAGCCUUACCCAUAUUUUGUUUACGGAGCAGCCUGUUCUGAGGUGGAAGUCGACUGUCUGACUGGGGCUCACAAGCUCCUUCGGACGGACAUCUUCAUGGACGCGGCUUUCAGCAUCAACCCAGCCCUGGACAUUGGGCAGAUUGAAGGAGCGUUUAUCCAAGGCAUGGGAUUUUAUACCAUAGAAGAACUGAAAUACUCCCCGGGAGGUGUGCUUUAUUCUCGGGGUCCUGAAGACUACACAAUCCCCACCGUCACAGAAAUACCGGAAGAGUUCUAUGUUACUAUGGUGCCGUCCCGAAAUCCCAUAGCCAUCUACUCAUCCAAGGGACUGGGUGAGGCUGCAAUGUUCAUGGGAAACUCCGUGCUCUUCGCCAUACAUGAUGCAGUGGCUGCUGCCCGAAGAGAGAGGGGCUUGACCAACACCUUCAUCCUAAACAGCCCAGCGACGCCUGAGGAGAUUCGGAUGGCUUGUGCGGAUCAGUUCACCGACAUGAUCCCCAGAGAUGACCCUUCGACAUUUACACCUUGGUCCAUCCGUGUGUCUUAAUCUUAUCUUUUCUUUAGAAAAUGAAAGAGUUGAUGAUUGCCCUUAAAAUUCUCAAACCAGAGCAAUAUAUCUGGUAUUUCCCAAAUGUCAAUGAUAAUUUUAGCUUUUUUAUUUUGUAAUCCUCACCCGAGGAU